Molecule: messenger RNA, 4716 nt
Organism: Aspergillus thermomutatus
Lineage: Eukaryota; Fungi; Ascomycota; Eurotiomycetes; Eurotiales; Aspergillaceae
Exons: 9
Coding region: 1-4716 (1571 amino acids)
Biological process (GO): magnesium ion transport; lipid metabolic process
Cellular component (GO): membrane
Molecular function (GO): magnesium ion transmembrane transporter activity
Source: RefSeq, a predicted model, not a curated record
AUGACACAGGAAUUCCCCCCUGCAUCCCUCCGCCCUCUGAUCAAAGAGGUGGCCGAUCUGCUCAAAUCCCGCAAGGAAACCAUCUCCGUGGCCGAAACAGCCGCCGGAGGCAUCAUCUCCGCAUGUCUGCUUUCCAGCGCGGGAGCAUCGGCCAUCUACAAGGGCGGAUUAACGCUCUACACCCUGGAAUCCCGCAUCGCCUUCGCAGGCUGGACCCAGGCCCAUAUCGACAACUACCAGGGUCCCACGCCGGAUAUCGUCGCAGGGCUCGCGGAGCAUGUCCGCCAGACCCUGCGCUCGACGUAUACCGUUGCCGAGAGCGGGACUGCGGGGCCUACGGGGGGCGCGACGCGGAAUCGGACCCCAGGAUACGUUGCGUUGGCGGUGUCCACGCCGCAGGGGACGGUUACGCGCGAAGUGGAAACGGGGUGCGGGACUGACCGCGAGCGGAACAUGGUUGCGUUUGCGGAGGAGGCGUUGAAGUUGGAUCACAAAUUUGACAUUGGAGUGAUUGUCGCUCAGGAGAUACGAGUUGCGUCGGCGUCGAACGGCGCCAUGGAGACUAUGACGUUACGUCGCAAAGACACGACCAAGGGCCCUCCGUUGAGGGUUCUGUCGUUAGACGGAGGAGGAGUUCGAGGAUACUCGAUGCUCAUCAUUCUCCAGGAACUCAUGUACCGCAUUUACGUCGAGUGUGAAGGCAAACCACCGCGCCGAGACCAGAUCCCCAAACCCUGCGACCACUUCGACCUUAUCGCCGGCACCGGCACAGGCGGCCUCAUCGCCCUCAUGCUGGGUCGGCUGCGUCUCGACCUUGAAACCUGCAAGGAAGUCUACGUGCGCAUGACCCGUCGCGUCUUCGAAACCGACAAGACCAUCGCCGGCAUCCCCUACCGCUCGACCCUGUUCAAGGCGUCCAAACUGGAGGAGGCGAUCCGGGAAUGUGUGCGGGAACAUACGGUCUUCGAGGCCGAGGGGAACGAUCUGCCCAAUGCCAGCUCGUGCAGCUCCAUCGCCAGCGUGCCCUACAGUCCAGGGGCGAUUCCGCAGCGCUCCGUGAGUAGAGGCAGUUUCAGCACGUCCGGCGCUUCGCAUCCCUCGACGCCGAUCAGUCAGCGGCAUUCCGCGAUCAUCAACGGGCUACGGUGGGGCAACCCGGAUGCUCUGCUCUACGAUAAUCGGGAGAAUCGGACAAAGACGGCCGUCACGGCGUUAUACAAAGGCACCCCGCGCAACGGAUCCGCGGUGCUGCUGCGAUCGUACGACUCGCGUAAAGAGCCUCCUCCCGAAUUCAACUGCACCAUCUGGCAAGCCGGCCGCGCCACCUCGGCGACCGGUCUGGCUUUUAAGCCAAUUCAAAUCGGACAGCAUCUCUUCAUCGAUGAGGGUGCAGGUACAUAUAAUCCGGCGCCGCAGAUCCUGGAUGAAGCGGCUGUCAACGAGUGGCCCGGGCGGGAAGUCGGGGUGUUUGUCAGCGUGGGCACCGGCAAGCGUCCGGCGGGAACGAACAAUCGUCAGCAUGAGUGGUGGGAAGACUUCUUUGGGGAUGCUCUCGGCACUUUUGCCGAGGCGCGACGACGCCUGAUCGCCAAGAUCGAGGGUUGCGAGGAUAUCCACCAGGAGAUGCUUCGCAGUCACCUGGCCAAGCGGGGAGUGAACAAGGACAACUACUACCGGCUGAAUGUCGAGGUUGGCGUGGGUGAGUUUGGCAUGAACGAGUGGAACCGACUGGCCGACAUCAGCACCAAUACCCGACGCUACCUGUCCAAGCCCGAAGUGAAGAAGAGCAUCAUGGACGCCGGGGUCAAGUUCGCCAAGAUCGAGCGCAUGCACCGGCGACUGGCGGCGCAUGCGGCCGCUGGACAUGAUAUGUCCAUCGAGCCGACCGAAGAUACGGCAUUCUCGCCUCACAGCUACACUUCGCCAGCUCCUAUAUUCUCCGUCCCGCCACCUUCCAAUCCCAUGGCGGUGGAAUUGCCCGCUGAGCUGCCUGGCGACUUUGCACCGAUUAUGACACAUCAACCUCCGUCGAGCGGCCUGCGGGUACCGUCUCCUCCGGCUGACGACACGCUGCCACUGCAUCCGACACCGCAGGAUGGCGUCUAUCCUUCAUCGGGACGGGUUUCCAGCGGUAGCUUCAGCUAUUCCCACAGCGACGUGAGUCGGCCCGGCUCGCAGCACCAAAUGUCGUCACCUCGGCUGAGCAUGGAUCAGGUGCAUGAGGGUAGCAUGCCACCUCCGGUGCCACCAAAGACCCCGAUGCCGUAUCCUGAUAAUGCGAACGAGGCGCUGAUGCCGAUGCCCUUGGUGGUGCAUCAUGGCCGGAAUGGGUCUACUGGGAAAGUCCGGCCGCCUUAUCCCGUCGACGAGCCUCCUCCAGUGAUUCAGCAUAUUGCGUUGAUUUAUGGCCUAACGUCCAGACUCGACGACAGCAUAUAUACACCGACCGUUCUUCUUGGCUGGCGUACCCGUUAUCGAUACGAACAACACUGCUGGCAGUGCUAUGCCCUGAACGAAUCCAUGGAUAUUUCCCACUCGCUCGUGGCGCAUGCCACGACCCUCGCCGUCCGGUCCGGCAGUUCGAGUUCCACCAGCGAGCGUCCCGCCGCAUACAAGGCCGUCGGCAUCUCGCUGGCCGUCUCCUCGGGUCUCUUCAUCGGGACAUCGUUCGUGCUGAAGAAGACGGGUCUCCUCAAGGCGAAUGUCAAGUACAAUGAAGAAGCGGGCGAGGGGUACGGAUACCUCAAGAACGCCUGGUGGUGGUCGGGGAUGAUUCUCAUGAUUGUCGGGGAGAUAUGCAAUUUCGUCGCGUAUGCGUUUGUCGAUGCGAUCCUGGUGACGCCGCUGGGGGCGCUCUCGGUCGUGCUCACCACCAUUCUCUCGGCGAUUUUUCUCAAAGAGCGGCUCAGUUUCGUGGGCAAGGUCGGCUGUUUCUCGUGUAUUAUCGGAUCGGUUGUGAUUGCUCUGAACGCCCCCGAACAGUCGUCCGUCAGCGAUAUCCAGGAGAUGAAACAUUAUGUCAUUGCGCCGGGGUUCCUGUCGUAUGCGGGUGUCGUCAUCGUGGGCUGCGCCAUCGUCGCUCUCUGGCUGGGCCCGCGGUACGGCAAGAAGACCAUGUUCAUCUACAUCAGUAUCUGCAGUCUGAUCGGUGGGUUGAGCGUGGUGGCCACGCAGGGUCUCGGGGCGGCCAUUCUGGCUCAGAUCAAUGGGAAAUCGCAGUUCAAGGAGUGGUUUCUCUACGUGUUGCUCGUGUUUGUCGUCGCCACUUUACUGACGGAGAUUAUCUAUCUCAAUAAAGCGCUGAACCUCUUCAAUGCCGCCCUAGUCACCCCCACCUACUACGUCUUCUUUACGAGCUCGACGAUCGUCUCCUCCGCUGUUUUGUUCCAGGGCUUCAAAGGCACCGGCAUGCAGAUCGCCACCGUCAUCCUUGGAUUCUUUCAGAUCUGCGCUGGCGUCGUUCUGUUGCAACUGUCCAAGUCCGCCAAAGAUGUUCCCGACGCGGCGGUCUUCAAAGGCGACCUGGAUCAGAUUCGAGAGGUGGCCGCGCAGGAAGAACCGGAGACGGAACCCAAGGCAGACUCGAUUCGUGGUGCUGCGGCGAUUAUCCGACGCAUAUCAACCGCACGCCGUCAUAUGGAGGAGGAGGAAGCGCGGCGGUAUAUUCGAGACAGGCAGGAGGAUUACCUCAAACCUCCGGCUGAGAACGAGAUCAUCGAGUGGGACGGUCUGCGGCGACGCAAGACUGUUCUGGGACAGGGACCGACCAUGGCGCGGCCUCGCACGCCUGGCACGGUCAAAGGCCCUCAUCCUCCGUUGGGUAUGUCGCGAUUUCCCGACGAGGACGAUCCGGACCGCAGGCCGAGUACCCGCCAGAGCGACCGUUCUUUUCUGGAUGAUCUGCGAUCGCGAGCCUCGAGUAUCAUGCAUCCGGGGCAAUGGCACCAGGUCUAUAAUCCCCAGGACGGUCACGCGGAUCCGGUCCAUCUGACCGUUUCUCCCGUACACGGGAACACGAACUUGGACAUGAGCUAUCAAGGAGCGGAGAUGCGCGAAGUUUCCGGACAGACUGACCAUUCGCGGUCCGUUGCGUGGGCGGACGAGACACCGGACCGCGAAGCCUCGUCGCCCCACACGGCCAAACGGCAGUUUUCUUUCAACACAGUCUUCAACCGGAUCAGGCCGAAGAGUGAGAGUGAGCCACCCAAGCCGCCGCCUCACUCGCCUCGUAGUAUUCUGCGUCGGAGCCACCUGGUCCCCGGUGCCGAAAGGCAAGCCGUGAAGGGAGCCACCGAGGAGGAACGACUGGGUCUGGUGAAAGGGGAUUCGCGCGUCGCCGGCGACGAGGAAUGGGAUAUGCACGAGAAGCUGGAACGGGUCGACUCGUCGAGCGACUCGAGCUCGGACGUCCCUGAGCCGUAUGGGUCGUCGAUGGUCUAUGGCGGUCACGGCACUUAUGACUAUGGCUACGCUGCUCAGACCUCCCCGACCGAGAUGCAAAGCGGCUGGCAAUUACCGUCUACCCGGUCCAUGACCGCGGACCCAGGCGACAGCACGCAAUCCUCGUCCCGACCCCGAGCGAAUCCGCUGCCACCGGUGCCAGACGAGGCGCCCUUCAUCGCCGGUGAGGACUCGCAUAUGCGGGUUGAGCUCCGGUCGCCCACGAGUCCCGGGGACGGACGUGGCUGGCGACGCCCUCGGGGGGCAUUCAUCUAG